Alexandromys fortis (reed vole) is the source of this 2566-nucleotide messenger RNA. It is a transcript of the gene Cnksr1, whose product is annotated as connector enhancer of kinase suppressor of Ras 1. Bases 91 to 2208 code for a protein of 705 amino acids. NCBI's taxonomy places the organism in Eukaryota, Metazoa, Chordata, Mammalia, Rodentia, Cricetidae. The transcript has 21 exons. The record is from RefSeq and is a predicted model, not a curated record. Gene Ontology annotation, molecular function: protein binding.
GGCCCCGCCCUGGCCCAGCCCGGCGGACUCCGGGCUCCAUCUGGGAGCGGAAAUUCCUGCAGGGGCUGGACGCCGCGGGCGGAGCUCAGCAUGGAGCCCGUGGACGCCUGGACCCCUGGGAAGGUGGCAGCUUGGCUGAGAGGCCUUGAUGAUGCUCUGCAGGACUAUCCCUUCGAGGACUGGCAGCUGCCUGGAAAGUACCUGCUGCAGCUUUGUCCCCAAAGCCUUGAGGCUCUGACUGUGUGGCCUUUGGGCCACCAGGAGCUCAUUCUAGAUGGGGUGGAACAACUUCGGGCCCUGGGCUCCAAGCUACCUACAGAGAACCUGCAGAGCCUGGCUCAGGGGCUGCUAGAAAGGACCCAGGCCUUCCAGAACUUGGUCCAAGGCCGGUUGGGCAACUGCUCCGAGACUCCCUCUGAUGUCCUCACAGCUGCUGUGGAGCUGAUGCGGGAAGCCCAGGCCCUCCUCUCCUGGCUCAACAGGUACCUCUUCUCCCAGUUAAAUGACUUCUCUGCCUGCCAAGACAUUGGUGUGUUGUGCCGGGAGCUGGGCCAGGUCUUGCAGGAGGACUGCCCAGAGGCCGAGAAGGAAAGCAGCAUCCUGAGGAUUUGCAGUCACGUGGCCGGGAUCUGCCGCAACAUCCUGACGUGCAGCCCAGAGGAGCUGCUGGAGCAGAGGGCUGUGCUGGAGCAGGUGCAGCUGGAUGACCCUUCAGAUCUAGAAAUCCAUACCACCAGCAACUGCCUACACUUCGUGUCCCAAGUAGGUGCCCAGGCUCCCGCCAGCUCCCAGCUCCUGCCAGGAGAUGAGAUUGUCCAGAUCAAUGAGCAGGUGGUGGUGGGCUGGUCCCACAAGAACGUGAUGGAGCUGCUGAGGGAGCCAGGAAGGGUCAGCCUAGUGCUGAAGAAGAUCCCAGUGCCCGAGACCCCUUCUCAGACGCCCCUGGAAUCCCCUCACCUACCAAGCCAGUCCCUGCCUCUGACCCCACUAUCUCCCAGGGUUCCGUCCGAAGGUCUCUUUGCCUUCAACCUGUCUGCAGAUGGAAGUCCUGGAACCAGAGCUGCCUGGACAGACUCUGCCUCCCUUGACACUGAGUCCCUGCCCACGCCCCCUCCAGCCCCAGGCACUGUUUCAGAAAUAACAGCAGAGUCUCCGGAGACAUCUGAACACUCUGACCAGAGUUCCACCCUUGGUCGGAAGAAAUCAAAAGGUAUGGCCACAAGGUUGAGCCGCCGGCGGGUGUCCUGCCGGGAGCUGGGCCAGCCGGACUGUGACGGAUGGCUUCUACUACGCAAGGUACCCGGUGGCUUUAUGGGCCCACGCUGGCGCCGCUGCUGGUUUGUACUCAAAGGACACAACCUCUACUGGUACCGCCAACCCCAGGAUGAAAAGGCUGAAGGGCUUAUCAACAUCUCCAACUACAGUCUGGAGAGUGGACAGGAUCAGAAGAAAAAAUAUGUGUUCCUGCUGACCCAUGACGUGUACAAGCCCUUCGUCUUUGCUGCUGAGACCCUGUCUGAUCUGAGCAUGUGGGUACGUCAUCUCAUUACCUGCAUUUCCAAGUACCAGACUCCAGGCCAGGCAGCCUCUGCCAGAGAAGAAGAUUGCUACAGCGAGACAGAAGCCGAAGACCCGGAUGAGGAGGCUGGGUCCCGCUCCGCUUCGCCUAGCCUGGCUCCAGCUUGGAGUGACCCAUCACCCACGGUUUCACCGUCGCAGAGUCCGAGGACGUCCAUUGGCUCUUCAGCAGACAGCAGUGACAGGGUGCUGGAAGGAAUGGUUCAGGGACUGAGGCAGGGGGGUGUGUCCCUCCUGGGGCAGCCGCAGCCCCUGACUCAUGAGCAGUGGCGGAGCUCUUUCAUGCGGCGCAACCGUGACCCUCAUCUCAAUGAGCGAGCGCAUCGCGUGCGGGCACUACAGAGCACGCUCAAGGCAAAGCUGCAGGAACUGCGGACCCUGGAGGAAGUGCUGGAUGACCCUGAGCUCACGGGAGCAAAGUUCCGUCAGUGGAAGGAACGGAAUCAGGAGCUGUACUCAGAGGGCCUGAGCACCUGGGGAGGGAUACGGGCCCAGAACAGUUCCUCAGCCCCAACCUCUGACUCCAGAGGUCAGUCCCCACAACCCUUGCCCACUGCCUCUGACCCCGAGGAGCCCUCUCAGCUUUUUCCUUUGACCUCAGAGAACAGCCUCCAGCCUCCUGACCUCUGACCCUGGCUAGUGCCUGGCUCCUGACUUCUGACCCUGAGGGCUACGUCAUCCCCAGCCUCUGACAUGUCUAAGACAGCAUGCCCAAGGGGUCUGUGUGAGGCUGGAAGUAGUGCUGGUCCUCGGCAUUACCCGCAGACCGAUCCCCCUAUCCUGGGCUUCCACAGUUUCUGCUCUUGUGUCCCCUGGAGUGGAGGGAACAUGGCCUUCCUCUCUGUGCUGUAGAGAUCCCCUAACCCAUCCUCAGAUCUGGGAUAUAUCUGCCUCCCGGGUCCUCCGGAAGGGUUUCCCAGACCACAUCUGGAUGGGCAUUUAUUUCACAUGAGAGAUGCUUUUCUACCAAAUAAAGUUGAUUUCUCCA